Diospyros lotus (date-plum) is the source of this 1096-nucleotide messenger RNA. RefSeq names its product RGS1-HXK1-interacting protein 1. The record is from RefSeq and is a predicted model, not a curated record. The coding region runs from base 113 to 907 and encodes 264 amino acids. NCBI's taxonomy places the organism in Eukaryota, Viridiplantae, Streptophyta, Magnoliopsida, Ericales, Ebenaceae. The transcript is spliced from 9 exons.
GAGAAAAUCCUCUGUACCUGUUCCCUCUGAAUUACUCUCCAUUUUUCAUCCGAAAAACCAAUCAAGAAGAGCUCACGAACCAUACCGGAGAAAUUUACAUCAUUGAGUCGAGAUGGCGACGAUGGCCGACUCAUCAGAGGAGAAACAACAGCUACCUUCACCAUCACUAUCACCACACAACGAUUACUCGAAAUCGAAAACCCUAGAAGACGCAGUGCCAUGGAUCGACUACGCCGUGCAGCAGGCACGAAUGGCUCAGAAGACCGUCGAAGACACCAUGGACACCACAGUUGCCGCCACCAGAUCCCGCCUCGACCGGUUUUUGUCCACGGGGUCGGCUCAUCUCAAUCAGACCAUCGAUUCUCUGCAAGAUUUCAAGUCUGAGUAUGCUGUUUAUGAAGCUUUUGUGUUUGGGAAGAUCAAAGAGGCAAUUCUUGUUGCGGCUUCACAUCCAUUGGCUACAGGCAGUGCUGCUGUUGGCGUGGCAUUUUUGGCUCUAAAGAGGCCCAGACGUUUCUUGUACUACAAUACUCUGCGCCUCUUUUCCAGCGAAGAGUCAUUGAUCUCCAGAGCUGAUGCUAAAGUAAAGGAGUUGCGGCAAUCAAUUGAUCUUUUGAAGUUGGAAUGUGAAAAGUUGGAGAAGAGGGCAUCACUAGCAGAAGAAGAAAUGAUACGAGGAAGAACCAAACUAAGACAAGCAGGGAAGCAGAUCCAAGGUGUCAUACAUUCAGCUUAUAAAAUUGAAAGACAAGCAGGGGGCCUGAAAGAUGCCCUUGGAGAACUUCCUCGCAGAGAAGCAUCUCAUUUUCGAUCCCAAGUUUCUAAACUUGCCGGGGAGGCAAAACGAGAAAGGAAUGCCCUGACCAAGGAGGUUUCAAAGAUCAACAAUUACGGAAUCUCAGUCUAAAACUAUCACCCUUCCAUGCUCUUGUUCCUUGUGGAUUACAGUUAAAUAAUUUGAAACACAAGGCUGACAUACUACAGAUGCCUCCAUUUUUCCUUACAAGAAUAAGUCUUUGGAACGUGUGGCUUUGGAUUUUGUUCUCAGGACACUCAUCUCAUAUUUCUUGAAAUAUCAAAUAUAGUGUUUCUACUA